Messenger RNA from Rotaria sordida, 2151 nucleotides. The record is from the annotation of a GenBank genome assembly. Lineage: Eukaryota; Metazoa; Rotifera; Eurotatoria; Philodinida; Philodinidae.
AUGACAAAUCGACUUCGUCGUCGAUCUGGUUCAAAUAAUGAUAGUCGAGAUCAAACAAAUGCAUUUCUAGAUCAAAGUGGUAAAUUAUCAUCAUCACAUACACGUGAACAUCGAUAUCAUUAUCAACAAAAUAGUAUAAGUGGACAUUGUUUAUCAUCAUCAUCAAGUUCAACAACGACAACAAAACGAAAAUCAAGUGAUGAUCCAAAUGGUGGUAAUUCAAAACGAGGUAAAACAAAAACAACUCAAGAAAAAUCAUCCUUACCCGAUAUCAAUCGUUUUACAAGUCCAAUAACAGCAUUUCGUCGGAAGAAGAAAACACCUGGUAGUAGUAAUGAUCCAGGUUUUCCAUUUAAAAUUGAACAUUCACAUUUACCACAACUACUUCAUUUUACUGAUGAAGUUCCAUUACGUUUUACAAAUGCUGUUAUUAAUACAGCUUCAUCAUCAUCAUCAUCGUCAUCAACAACAACACCAAAUGGUUCAAUAACAACAUUAACAUCAUCGAUUGUCAAUAAUAAUUCAUUUGUUCUAGGUGCACUUCAACCAUCAACAAUGAUUCCAUCGGAAACACAACCUUCAUUAUUAACAAAUCCAACACCAGCUGCAUGUAUUAAUAAAUCUCUUGAUGCAAAAAAACUUAAUCUAUUAGAUUCAUGGAAAUGGCCAAAAUCGAGUCGAAAAGCCGAACGAAAACCUCUUGUAGCUAUUCAUGCACCUAUGUUACUUUCUUCAGCAGUUGGUUCAUCAUCUCUUUCACAAUCUCCUCCAUCACCAAUAAAACCAAUAAAUGGAUCAAAUUCAUCAUCAUCAUCAUCUCAACAAAUAGGAGGUAGUUCUUCAAUAAUGCAUUCAAGUUUUGGUGUACCACGUCGUCAUUCUGAUGAUGUUGUUAGUACAUCAUUAUCAACAACAGUUUAUCGUCCACGUCGUUCAAUAUCAUCAAGUGGUGGUCAACAACAAACACGUCAUAUUGUUUGUAUGCUUAAUAAUUAUUCUCAUUCAUUAUCAUCAAAUCAACAACAAAAUACAAGUGAUGAUGAUGAUGAUGAUAAUAAUAAUGAUGAACAAACACAAAAUAUACAAUCAAUACCAAGUAAUCUCAAUUUAACACAAGAAUCAUUUGAUGAUGAAGAUGAUAUAUCAAAUGAACUUAAUUUAGCUGUUGUUGUUGGUAAUGAAGAUGUACAAUCAUUACGUGCAUAUUCAACUGAACAAACAAAUCAAGAUAAUGGUUCACUUAAUGUUGCAUUUAUUGAUGAAACAGAUAUUGAACGACAAAAAAUUCAUGAACAACGUGAUCAAUCAAAUGCAAUGGAUAUACCAAAUAAUGAAAAUGAUACAUUAUCACAAACAAUUAUUGCUAAUUGUGAACAACAAUCAAUUGAAAUGCAAGAUAUAUGUCAAACAAAUGAUCUUGAUGAUAUUUUACGACGAAAUGAAAAUCGUUGUAUUCGAUUAACAGAUUCAGAUGAUGAAGAACAUGUUAAUUUUAGUUUAUCAAUGAAUCGUAUAACACCACCAAGAAUUAAACAAGAUGAAUUAAAAUCAACAACACCAAAAAUGCCUGUUCGUUUAUCAUCAUCAAUAUCAAAUUUAAUAUCAACAAGUUCAUUAACAUCAAUAUGUAAAGAACGAUCAUUAUCAUGUUCAUUAUCACAAACAACAAAUGAAUUAUUUCAUUCAAAAAAUCUUGGAGAAAACGACGAGAAUAUUGGUGUACUCAAUGGUGGUCGAGAAAGUAUUCUUCAACUUAAAGGUGAAUUAGCUGGUCGUGUUUUAAGACAAGUACGAGCUUUUGAACAACGUUCAUCAGAAAAUAUACAAAAUCGUUCGAUUGUACCAUCAUGUACAUCAGUAUUAUCAUUACAACAAAAAUUACAUGAUAAUAAAAAUAUUUUAACAAUGAAAUCAUUAUCAACAUUAUCAUCAUUAACAAUAAUGAAUACACCUGAACAAAAUCUUAUUGAACAAGCAUUAAAAAAUUCAAAUAAAAUAAUUUCAUCGUCGAAUGGUACCGGUGAAGUAACACGUUCAGUAAAACGUUUACAAAAUACACCAAUACGACGAUGGAAAGAACGUGCUAGAGAAUUUGAACGACGUCAUCAAUUAACACCACCAUAUCGUUUAUUAAAUAGAAAACGAAAAUGA